Messenger RNA from Cuscuta epithymum, 3087 nucleotides. The record is from the annotation of a GenBank genome assembly. NCBI's taxonomy places the organism in Eukaryota, Viridiplantae, Streptophyta, Magnoliopsida, Solanales, Convolvulaceae.
AAUAAUUUUGAUACGAAGAUUGAAGUAUUAUUGGAUUCAUUGAACAUUUCCCAUGGAGCUAAUUUCAUACCGAAUAGUAAUUUUCGGGAGUCGGAUUAGACUUGGCUCAGGGAAUCGCCGGAAUAGGAAUUGGGUAGCAACCGAAUUAUCUCAUCUAAACAUUAACUAUUACGAGUAAUUAAUUAUGAGUUUGUUAAUUUGGAUACAUUUGAAAUAGUCAGCUAUUUGUGUAGGAGUUGGCAGUUCGUUAGAAACGCCGCCAUAGGAAUAGAUCCCAUACCUUCUAUGGCCAUACACGAGAGAAUGGGUAUUAGUUGUGAGCAUUUGAACAUACAAUUAGAGAUCAAGCUAAAAUAGGUAACCACCUUUCCUACUAAUUUUCUAUGCUAUAAUUACAUUAGGCCAAAUGGGAGAGUAAUACAGGAAUGAUAUAUCAUUUGAAAUAGAGGUGUAAAUUCGCACAAUAAUUAAUUAAUUAUUAAUCUAUCAAUAUGUAUAAAUACAUACGAGUAUAUUGAUAGAAUUGUUGCCAAGAUUAAUAACAAGGAGUAUAGCAGAUAUAUAGGGCGCUUCAAUUCAAUUAACUUCAGAAUUGGAUGAUGAGAAAUAAACGUUGUGGUUCAACCUUCUUGCUGGCACUGCCGCAGGAUUUGUUUGAAAUAGUGACUAAAUCCGGUCUGUCCCCAAGGGAUUUGUGCAGUCUAACCCUGUGCUGCAAGAGCUUGCAGGAGCUAGUGACCUCCGAAAAGAUAUGGCUGGCUCAAUGUGAGGCGCUCGGGUUGGUUUCCAGCCCGGAGCUGAUCGAAUGGCGAAAGGGUGUUUCUUCUUUCAAGUCUCUAUGCCGUUUCCUUGUAGGAAUAAGCCCUUUUCUUGGCAUUUGGGUUAGCCAAAACCCUGACAUUGGGAAUGUUGUUUAUGUCAUGCCUGGUUUUCUUUCAGCCAUCGGCUGCCGGAUUCUCCCCCAACAACUUCCUCUCGGCCUCGAGGAUAAUGGACCGAUUCGUUGGGCCCCCGUGUUUGAAAUCAUCUGUGAUUAUGAUGGCUCGGCCGCUGCAUUCUUUCUCCAUGGGAGGGAGAAUGGGUGUGACUAUGUCUGUCCUGGUUUUAUUAAGCAGCCAAUCCACAAGACGACUUGCAAUCAUACAGUCUUAGUGAAAUCAUAUGGGUUUAGGCCUUGCAAUGUUCUUUUCUUAGAGGCUGAGCCUAGUGGACGUACUGAAUCUGAUGUGAGUUUUAACAGUUUGGCUUUUAAUGACAUGAGAAGUUUACUUGAGGCAGUCAUUAACAAGGUGCGUCAUGAAGUUCCAAAAUCCGCAACUGCUAAUGCCUUGUUGUUUCCACGUGCGGCUAUCAACAAUGAAGUUCAAAUGAAGCUCCAGGAUAUGACAACAGUCUUGCGCGAGAGAAUCAGUUUGCUUCUUGCCCGAAUUCGUAGUAACAUCAAGGGGAGUAACGGCGAGGAAUCCCCUCUAUAUUGCAGUUUGAAUGAGAUAAGGCCGAAUGUUGUUCAAGCAGGUCGAGCUGCUCGCGAAAUUGCCGAAAAACGUAUUCGAGAGAGGAGAUGUUCCGUAUUCAAGAACAUUAAUGAGAGCAUUUGGCUUCAGAGGCAGGGCUUAUUACCCUACACGGACUAUGACGAGUAUGACACACGGCUUCCCGAGUUUCUGCAAUUGGGCGAAACCAUUUCACUCAGUUUGCACGCUUCCACUAAAAAUCUAGAUUAUUUCAUGGCAUGGCCAGUCAUGCUAAAUGAAAGUAAUUAUAUGCUCAGCAAGCUGCCUGUUCAGGAUAUUGAAUAUGCUGGUUUAUGGGGAGGCAUUUUCGGGUGGCCUCUCGGGAAGCAUUCCCGAAAGUCUACAUGCCUUCUUAUGCUCUCUUAUGAAGUGUCGGAUGGCCGGAAUACACUCGUUGCCACCACCAUAUUAAAUGGUUGUUCAUGGCCAAAUGGAUCGCCCAUGUUUGAGGUGAAAGUUGAUGAGCCAUCGCCUGAUGAGUUCCCAUGGGAUGGUGAUGUGAAGAAUACCUUUUUAGGCAAAGGCAUUGCCAGUGGGUAUGGAUAUAACUGCCCUGGUAGAAAACCUGGGUCACUCUAUGUGAUCCAAGAGGCAAAGACCAUGGAGACGUUGUUGGCUUUUGUGUGGAAAGAGUCUGGAGAUGUGUUGACCUGCCGGAGACUCAACCUGGAAGAGCUUUUGAAGAAAGGUCAACGUGUUGAUUCUCAACCUCCCAUUUCCAUCUCUACGUCCUAAAGAGUGAAGUCGAAACUUCAGUCUCUUCCCAUCAUUGUGUGAUCAAACUCAAUUUACAUUUUCACACAUAACUGUUGAGACACUGGGUGCCCUCGGGCCUCGGAUAUGGGAUGUCAUCCUUUUACUGAGUGAGUUUGUAUGCACUGCGGUUUAUUUGUUCUACCUACCUGAUAAACACAAACCAACUUCUUAUGCAGCUAUUAUAGUUACUAGUUUAUUACUUCCUCUAAUCCUCUACCCAUGUUGAUUGAAGUAAUAUUUAAUGGGUAAGUGUGUUAAUAAUAAACUUUAAUGCAUGUAUUUAUGAACUGGUUUUUGUGUGCCUCAUUAGGAUUGAAUUCAUUAUGAAGUUUUUUUUAAUCUUACCUAAAGACUUGCUAUUAUUCCUUAGGUCCUAAUAAAGAAAUUCUGGAACAAGAACUGGGGAUAAUAAUCUGGUACCUACACUUCGAAAGUUAUUUCUCAAGUAGGAAGCGGCCAUUGGAUCCAUAGUCUGGGAGAUCAUUUCUUUAUUCUAAAUUCCCUUUUGUGGAAUUGCAGCAACCCGAAAGCCAAAUCCGUAUUUUCCAGUUUUUUCAACUCAUCAUAAAUCCAAGCUCUCGCAUAAUGUAACAAUUGAUUAUGUAAGCAUUCUUAAAUGAUCAACGUUUAUAUGCAAGAAUUGAAAUCAGGUCAAAGUUUAGUACUCUCUGAAUGUGAUUUUAAUUGAAAAAGUACGUAAUCAGUAUAUUUGGUACUACAUACUCCGUAUAUUUAUUCAUAUGCGUGCUAAGAUUAGUUUUGUUGUGAGCAAUGAGUCCAUUUUAAUGUAGACCUCCGCUGAGAUUCAAGUGUUUAA